CUCUACUUCUCUCUUCAUGAAUAUGUUUAUAAAAUGUCAACUGGUUAAAACAUAGUGAGUCUCUUAUCUCUGAGAUUUGAAAAUAUUGAAAGAAUGAGUGGACAAGGAAAGGUGGUGUGUGUGACUGGAGCUUCAGGCUACAUAGCUUCAUGGCUGGUUAACCUCUUACUACAACAUGGUUACACUGUCAAAGCUUCUGUUCGUGACCCAUAUGAUCCAAGGAAAACAGAACACUUACUAGCACUAGAUGGAGCAAAGGAAAGGCUUCAUUUGUUCAAAUCAAAUUUAAUGGACGAAGGUUCUUUUGAUUCUGCUAUCAGUGGAUGUGAUGGGGUUUUUCAUACAGCUUCUCCUGUGAUUCAUUCAGCCACUGAUCCACAGGCAGAAAUAAUAGAGCCAGCAGUGAAAGGAACACUGAAUGUUCUGAGAUCAUGUGUUAAAGUUUCAUCUGUAAAGAAAGUGAUUAUAACAUCUUCUAUGUCUUCAGUUUUAGUCAAUGGCAAACCUCGAACCCCUGAUGUAGUAGUUGAUGAGACAUGGUUUUCUGAUCCUGUUUUUUGUGAAAAUUUGAAGAUGUGGUAUGCAGCUUCAAAAACCAGAGCUGAGAAAGUUGCUUGGGAAUUUGCAAAAGACAAUGGAAUUGAUUUAAUCACCAUUCAUCCAGGAGUAACACUUGGCCCUCUCUUACAACCUACCAUGAAUUAUAGUGUUAAUCUCAUCAUGAAUCUCACAAAUGCUGAGACAUUUCCCAAUAAAGUUUAUUUAUAUCAUGAUGUUAGAGAUGUAGCAAGUGCACAUAUUCAAGCAUAUGAAGCUGGAUCAGUCGGUAGAAGAUAUUUCCUAAGUGGAUAUAUUGCACACAUUUCUGAGCUUUUAAAGAUUUUACAACAGCUCUACCCUACUAUCACCAUUCCUCAAAGAUGCGAAAUCGAUGAGCCUCUCAUGCAAACUUACCAAGUAUCAAAUUUGAUAGAGAAAAGUUUAGGAAUUUUACACUCCAUACCAUUGGAAAGAGAGAUGAGUGAAGUAGGAAAAGUGGUGUGUGUAACAGGAGCCUCAGGUUACAUAGCUUCAUGGCUAGUGAAGCUCUUACUACAAAGUGGAUACACUGUCAAAGCCACUAUCAGUAAUCUAAGUGAUUCAAAGAAAACAGACCAUUUGGUUGCACUAGAUGGAGCUAAAGAAAGACUUCAUUUAUUCAAAGCAAAUUUAUUAGAAGAAGGCUCUUUUGAUUCUGCCAUCAUAGGAUGUGAUGGUGUUUUUCAUACAGCCUCUCCUGCAUUUCUUUCAGCCACUGAUCCUCAAGCAGAAAUAAUAAAGCCAGCAGUGAAUGGGACACUGAAUGUUCUGAGGUCAUGUGCAAGAGCUCCAUCUGUAAAGAGAGUGGUUAUAACAUCUUCCUUUGCUUCAGUUUUACUAAAUGGAAGAGAACUUACCUCUGAUGUGGUUGUUGAUGAGACAUGGUUUUCUGAUCCUAUUCUUUGUCAGAAUUUGAAGCUUUAUUAUCCACUUUCGAAAACUCUAGCAGAAGAGGCUGCAUGGAAAUUUGCGAAAGAAAACCAGAUUGAUUUGGUCACUCUUCAUCCAGCAUUAGCAAUUGGUCCUCUCUUGUCACCAAUUGUUAAUAGUAGUGUGGAGUUGAUUAUGAAUCUUGUUAAUAACGGAGCUCAAACUUUUCCAUGUAGUGUUUGUGGAUUUGUUGAUGUUAGAGAUGUUGCAAAUGCACACAUUCAAGCAUUUGAAGUUGCUUCAGCUAGUGGAAGAUACUCUCUAGUUGGAUGUGUUGCACACAUUUAUGAUAUUUUUAAGAUAUUGAAAGAUCUCUACCCUGCUUUCAGUGUUCCUGAAAAAAGUGAAGAUGAGGCUCAACCUGUAAUGUCAAAGUAUCAAGUAUCAGAAUUGAAAGCAAAGAGUGUAGGAGUCAAUUUCAUCCCAUUGGAAGUGAGCUUGAGAGACACUGUAGAAAGCCUCAAGGAAAAGGGGUUCUUCAAUAUCUAAUAUCUCAUUAACAAGCCUAUAUAUUUUAUUAGUUUGAUUGUCGACUUGUAAUUAAUAAUAAUAACAUUUAUACAUAGUUAGGCUAAGCAUUUUGACUCUACAUUUUUACUGGUUCUAAGCCUAAUUAAUGUAUACAUAAUAAUUACAUAUGUCAAAACGUUUCAUCAUCAUAUUAUUAAUAGAACUAUUUGUUUACAA
This is a messenger RNA of Cannabis sativa, 2196 nucleotides long. Its product is annotated as phenylacetaldehyde reductase. NCBI's taxonomy places the organism in Eukaryota, Viridiplantae, Streptophyta, Magnoliopsida, Rosales, Cannabaceae. The record is from RefSeq and is a predicted model, not a curated record. Gene Ontology annotation, molecular function: oxidoreductase activity, acting on the CH-OH group of donors, NAD or NADP as acceptor. The coding region runs from base 94 to 1998 and encodes 634 amino acids. The transcript is spliced from 12 exons.